AUGUUUGGCCCGUUCCGCAUCACGAACCCGCUCUCGGGCGGCCUGCUGUGGAAGAUCCCCUGGCGGCUGUCGCGGUUCCAGAAGCGGCGGCACCGGCUGCGCCUCCGGGCCGUCGAUAGCGUAGUCGCGACGCUCGACGCCGCGCUGGCCAAGAAGGGGCAGACGCUCGAGGCGCUGGAGCGGUGGAAGGCCGAGAUGCCGACCGAGGCGGAGAUGCUGCCGCGGGACAAGUACACCAUGUUUGACCGCAAGGCCAAGAAGUAUCGCAAGGGCAUUCACAUGGACGAGAGUUUCGCAGAGGGUUAA
Molecule: messenger RNA, 306 nt
Organism: Purpureocillium lilacinum
Lineage: Eukaryota; Fungi; Ascomycota; Sordariomycetes; Hypocreales; Ophiocordycipitaceae
Source: RefSeq, a predicted model, not a curated record